Mauremys reevesii (Reeves's turtle) is the source of this 1103-nucleotide messenger RNA. Its product is annotated as zinc finger and SCAN domain-containing protein 29-like. NCBI's taxonomy places the organism in Eukaryota, Metazoa, Chordata, Testudines, Geoemydidae. The coding region runs from base 71 to 802 and encodes 243 amino acids. The record is from RefSeq and is a predicted model, not a curated record. The transcript is spliced from 2 exons.
AAACCCGGGGGAACUUUUGAAUUUCAUUUCCUGUUUGAGCAGCGUGGAGAGCUCACCACCACAGCUGACCAUGGCUGCCCAGGUACGCAAACGUGCUCCAGCGUUUAGCACACAGGAGACACUGGAUCUGAUUGCCAUGUGGGGCGAAGAGCAUGGGGAGGCAGAUAUCUUUGCCAAAAUCGCACGGCGCAUGGGGGAAAAAGGCUACACCAGGGACGCACAGCAGUGCCGGGUGAAAAUAAGGGCGCUCAGGCAAGCGUACCAGAAGACAAGGAUGGCGAAUAGUCGCCCCGGUGCUGAGCCACAGACAUGCCGCUUCUAUGAGCAGCUGCAUGCGAUUCUAGACAGGGACUCCAUCAGUUUCCCAAUAUUGGUCGUGGAUAGCUCCUGUGGCGUCACGUAUGUGGAGUGCUUUGUUGAUGAGGACAGUCUUGAUGAGGAAGAGGAAGAGGAGGAGAAUGUGCAGCAGUCAAGCGGAGGAUCCACUCCCCCCAAAAACCAGGACCUUUUCCUAACUCUGGAGCCAAUCCCCUCCCAGGACCCACUGGUGCAGGACUGUGAUGGCGGGGAAGGCACCUCUGCUGCAGCAUUGUCUCUGGCGGGUGCUUCCUCCACUCCAGCACAAAGGCUGUCCCAGAUUAGAAGGCAAAAAAAGCGGACAAGGGAAGCUCCAGGUUUUUUGCCGCCCAAAGCAAAAAAAAAAUUGACCCUGCCCCCCGCCCCACCCUAUGCUUCUUCGGUUGAAUGCAUGGAGGCUUACAGGGUCAGAGAACAUGAAAGCAUGCAGGGAACAAGCGUGUAACAUGCAAGAGGCAAUGUUGUGGCUUACGCAGGAGCAAAAGAGCUGCUGAGGAGUCCGGUUGAGAUGCAGGAAAGGCAGCUGGACCUUAGUGUCCCGCUGCACCCAGUGAUGAACCAGCUGCCCUCCGCCUCAAGUUCCAGACCCUCCUCCCCCGGACGUCCUAGAAUGCGGUGGGGGUGGAAGCUCCGUUAUCCCUUGAACUCAACUCCAGGGGAUGGUUCAUGGAGCAGAGAGCUCUCAUUCCCACAGCUCUGAUUGCUAGACAGUGCAAUGGUAAUAAGUGACGUGUCCUGGCCCCUUC